Molecule: messenger RNA, 1668 nt
Organism: Rotaria sordida
Lineage: Eukaryota; Metazoa; Rotifera; Eurotatoria; Philodinida; Philodinidae
Source: the annotation of a GenBank genome assembly
AUGAGUGAGCCAAAACGUUUUAAACGUGAAUCUACACUAUUUGAACAUUUACCUAACGAACUUUUUGUUGAAAUUUUUGGUUAUUUGAAUGGUGUAGAUGCUGUCUAUGCUUUUUCUCAACUUAAUAUUCGUUUUCAAUGUUUAUUAAAUUAUUAUGUAAAUAAUUUUGAUUUUAAAUCUGUAAGUAAAGCUAAAUUUAAUUAUAUUACUCAACUACAUGAUAUACAUCGAUGGCGAUCCUUAUGUCUUUCUAAUGAUGAUAAUACACCAGGACAAAUAAAAUAUUUUUCUCAAUUAUUUCCACCUAAUGAAUAUAUUCAUCAAUUAGAAUCAUUAACUGUUUUACACAUGAAACCUGAAAAUGCUCAAGAAUUUUUAUUACAAAUUCGAUCCUUGAAUAAUCUUGUUUCAUUAUCAAUUGGACUAAUAUGUGGAUUGAAUAUUCAAUCAAUGGAAUUACCUUCAUUAAAACGACUCGUUCUUACAUCAUGUAAGCAUACCUAUUGGAUAAAGAAUUUUCAUUGUUUGAAAAGUCUUCAAUAUACAAUUGAAUAUAAUUGUAAUCAUAAUCAAAAUUUAAUAUUUCCAAUAACAUUGAAAUAUCUUAAAAUAUUUUAUGAAGAAGGACGAGAUGGAAAUGCUCUUCGAACAAUACUACAACAAAUGUCACAAUUGACUAGACUUGCUUUAUAUGAUAAUGCAAGAUAUAGUCCAAUGCCAAAUGGUAAAAUUUGGGAAGAACUUAUUCAAUCAUCAUUACCAUUAUUAAAUACUUUUCAAUUUUUUUUUCCAUUUGAUCAAUAUCUUAAUAUUUCAAGUGAUUUAAAUCAAACAAUAGAAUCAUUUUCUACACCAUUUUAUUUAUUUGAAAAACAUUGGUUUAUUCGAUGUGAUCGAAGUUCAAAAAGUUUAUUUAUGGGUGCUCUUUAUUCUUUACCUUUUGCUUUUUCACGUAUGAUAAUUAAUACAUGUUCAUUUGAUAUGAGUAUUUCUACGUUACCUAUUAGCGAUUUUGAUGAGAUAAAAAGCAAUUAUUAUACUAGAGUAAAUACGAUAGUAUUCAAUCAAGAAUGUAAAGUUCCACAUGUUGGUUUUCUUUCAUCUAAUAUUGUUGAUCUUAUUCUUAAAGUUAAUCUACCAACAAGUUGGAUUUAUCUAUUAACAAAACUACGUCAUUUACGUAUUAUAGCUGAUAUGCAAAUGUCAUCGGCUGAUUUUAUACGUUUACUUGAACGUGCACCUAAUCUUCAAUCAUUAACUAUAUCUAUUAUUCAAUUAAAAAUAUUAACAGAUAAAUUUACUAAUCAAAUUGUUUGUCAUCAAUUAUCUCAACAAAUUCAAUCGUUAACUAUAUCUCAUCAUUAUUCCGAUAUACCUAAUCUAGGUAUUGUUAGUGUACGUUUACUUUGUUCACUUGUUCGUAUUUUCUCAAAAAAAUGUCAACAUUUAUCAUUAGCUUUAAUGGCACAUCCAAAUACUGUUCGUCCAAUUUUACGACGUAUGAGACAAUUACGUAGUUUACAUAUUCAAUGGCGUCAUGUGUAUAUUGGUGUAGAUGAUCCCGUAGCAUAUUGGCUACAACAACAAUCAACAGAUCCUACAGCUUUAGAUUUUGUUCAUACGAAUGAUAAAAACGAUCUUUUUGUAUGGUUUGGAAAUCGAUUUUAA